Messenger RNA from Ornithorhynchus anatinus (platypus), 1142 nucleotides. Its product is annotated as granulocyte-macrophage colony-stimulating factor receptor subunit alpha-like. Gene Ontology annotation, molecular function: protein binding. The transcript is spliced from 10 exons. The coding region runs from base 101 to 1066 and encodes 321 amino acids. Lineage: Eukaryota; Metazoa; Chordata; Mammalia; Monotremata; Ornithorhynchidae. The record is from RefSeq and is a predicted model, not a curated record.
GGUUUUCCGUCCAGGAGAGCUCCGGGCCAGAGGAGAGGCUGAGCGGCCGAUCUUUGACUGACCAGUGACCAGGGGACAGGCGGCUUGAAGGCAGGGCAGGAUGGUCUGGGGUGGCGGGCCGUCUUCCCCGAGGGAUUCCUUGCUGAGCGGACUCUGCUGGGCCGUGCUGCUCUGGGCCGUGGGAGGACUGACCUCCGCUCAGUCUGACAACAACGAAGGAUGUGAAAUCCCUAUCACCUGUCGGGUUUACAACGUCACCUUCAUGAAUUGCACUUGGGAUAUCGCUGAGGACAAAGACAUACAGCAUUACCUGUACAUAGAACCUUCCCAGGAAUGUUUGACGUACACCACCGAUAUUCAAGGACGGAACGUCGGAUGUCACUUUGAUAACGUACCAAAAGAACAGAAGAUUUAUUUUCUCAUGGCAAGCGUGAGGAACGAAACGGCAGAAUGGAUGAAUAGAACGUUUACAGAAAUGAUGGAUGAAUAUGUUCGCUUUUCAGAAAUUUUCAAUCCACCGAGGAAUAUUACUGUGAACUGCUCUGAAUCCAAUUGCCUCAUAUCCUGGCACGAGCCAGAAAGCAGAAGAGCACUACAAGCGUAUUACUUCGGCUUUGAAAUCAGUAUCCUGAAAAAGGUUGGCAAUUCCUCAGAGAAAGUUGUCACGUCAACUGAGUCAGGUCAUCAAACGGAGACCUUCUACAACUACAACAGUUACGAUCGACGAUUCAAGUAUAUUCUGCGAGUGCGUGCGGUCUAUGAUCGGAGUCCCCUAGUUAAGGGCAUUUGGAGCGAUCCCAUAGAGUUUGGUUCCGGAGAGCAGCCUGGGAGCCCGUGGUUGGUCUGGGUGCUGGUGGUCUUUGGGAGCCUUGUGUUCGCCCUGGGCAUCAUCUGCCUCUGGAAAAGUCUUGUGCUGAAAAGAUUGUUUCCUCGGGUUCCACAAAUAAAGGACAAGAUCAGCGACUUUGCCCAGCCACAGAACAGCCACAUCAUCUGGGAGGAAUUCAAACAGUCGCCGGAACAGUGCGAGGUCGAGUUGAUCCGGUCCCAAGGGCCAAAGGCUUAACGUGGAGCCCGGGCCCGGGAGUCAGACCACCUGGGUUCUCGUCCCGAGUCCUCCCCACGUCUGCUGUGUGACCCUG